UCCUUGACGUCCUAUCCCCUCCCAUUUCAGCGCCGCAGGUGAGUUCUUCCCUGAAGCUGCGCAGGUGGCCUAUCGGAUGUGGGAGCUUAGUGCAGUGGCUAAAGUAGAGCUGAGAGGAACCGUGCGCCCGGCUGCAGACUUUAAUGCUGAUGGUGACGCAAAGGUGCUGAGGAAGGCAAUGAAGGGACUUGGCACUGACGAAGGCGCCAUCAUUGAUGUGGUCACACAGAGGAGCAACGCUCAGAGACAGGAGAUCUUGAGAACCUACAAGUCUCACUUUGGCAGGGAUCUGAUGGCCGAUCUGAAAUCAGAGCUGUCGGGAAGCUUGGCCAAGCUGAUCCUUGGACUGAUGAUGACACCGGCACAGUUUGAUGCCAAGCAGCUGAAGAAAGCCAUGGAG
Messenger RNA from Terrapene triunguis (Three-toed box turtle), 400 nucleotides. RefSeq names its product annexin A6-like. Gene Ontology annotation, cellular component: focal adhesion; cytoplasm. Gene Ontology annotation, biological process: plasma membrane repair; apoptotic signaling pathway; growth plate cartilage chondrocyte differentiation. The transcript is spliced from 4 exons. The annotation marks the transcript as partial. NCBI's taxonomy places the organism in Eukaryota, Metazoa, Chordata, Testudines, Emydidae. Gene Ontology annotation, molecular function: calcium ion binding; chondroitin sulfate binding; actin filament binding. The record is from RefSeq and is a predicted model, not a curated record.